CUAGUAAAGACAUCCUCUAUUAGGAGCCUAUCUCUUUCAAGAAGCUAACAACAAAGAUGGUACCAACAGCUUCAACUAGGAAGGGAGAACGGGGAUAAUCGAGAAGUGCCAGCAACGAAGAUGAAGUAUAACGAGAUACCUAUGGUUCCUGUUCCUCCUCAUCAUCGAGAACAACAGAGUCGCGAUCCUCGAUCUAUAACCCGAGCCGGAUCCUCUGCUCCCUCCUCCUUCAAUGGCACUACUGCUACUGCUGCGGCAGCCGCCAAGCAUCUGCUAUCCAUACUUGAUAAAAUAUCGAGUCUUCACAGUAAAUAAGGAGACGAGCAGGCCUGAAGUAAUUCACACUUGACCUAAUUCAUAAACACUCUAUCCUCAAACACUCAAUUCUUCAAAGCCUUACUAUCCAAACUGAAGGAAAUCAUCAAUUCGACAGCUAGCACCACAACUCAUUCAACCACCUAAGUCUCUAUCACAUUUACACUAGAUCUGAAGAUCUAAAAUUAUGACAAGAUAAGAUCCACAAUUAUCAUAGGAUAUGAUUUUCAUUUCUUUCUCUUCCCGGACAGCUUACUUUAGAGCUUGCUCCAAGUGUAUAAAUUCAGCUAGGCUGCAAUGUACAGAAUUAUCAAAGUGUGAAAUAAGAAGUUCAACACUUUUAUCAUGGUAUCAGAGCAUAGUUCCUCACGACUCUGUUAAAAAAAAAGAGAGAGAGAGAAAUUUAUCAAAGUGGUUCAUCACACCAUGAGUGAAACAGGCAGCAUAGAAGGAUCUCCACUUGUUACGGCCACGCUAACAACCGGUGCGGUAAUAGAUCCAUUGUCUCCAUACUACCUCCACCAGUCGGAUAGCCCUGGGCAGGUAUAUGUUGCUGAAGCCCUUCAUGAUUCCAACUAUGGAGAAUGGGUUGCGGACAUGCAAGAGCUCUUGUUCGCCAAAAACAAAAUUGGUUUUGUUGAUGGAACAAUUCCAAAACCAGAAGAUCCGGCCUUCGAAAAGCAGCAAUGGUUACGUUGCGAUGCCAUGGUCAAAGGAUGGCUUAAAACAACCAUGACAAAGGAGGUCGGGAACAGUGUGCGCUACGCCACAACUGCACGGGAGAUUUGGCAGGACCUAAAGGAGAGAUUUGGGAAAGGCAGCGCCCCACGAGCGUACGAGAUUCGACGGCAGAUCAGCUGGCUUCGACAAGAAUCGUUGGGUGUGUCAGCUUACUACACCAAAUUGCGCACUCUUUGGGACGAGCUCCUGUCGAUUAGCCCAUUACCUAGCUGCUCGUGUGGCAAUUGCAGUUGCUCAAUAUCGAAGCAGCUCCGAGAAUCAAAAGAGAAGGAACAACUCUAUGAUUUUCUUAUGGGCUUGAAUGAUGAGUUUGCGGCCAUCCGAACUCAUAUUCUAAGCCUUCAGCCGAUACCCCCGCUCGUUACAGCUUUCCAUCUCGCUCUGGAGGAUGAGCACCAGCGAGGUAUCACUGCGUCUCGAAAAUCGACACCGGAGGCAGCAGCUUUCCAAGCGGCGGCGACGGUUCAAUCACAAAUCCCGAAUCGCGAAUCCAAGGGCGAGCAACGGCGUAAUGGAGAGAAACCAAAAGGAGACCUGCUAUGAGAUCAUAGGUUGGCCGGAUGGACGAAGAGGGUGGAAUUACAAAGCAACCGGCAGCCGCGAAACUGAGGCCGCAAAUUUCUUCCCCGAGCGCAGAGGGGAGGAAGGAACCGGUGGCUUCGUUGGGGGAAGGAGGAAUCCCAGGGCUGCCCAAGCACUUGCUGAAAUGAAUCUGGGCUGAAUUUGUCACGAGCCCAAUUUGAUAAAUUGCUCAAGUUUUUGGGCCAAGAUAGCUUGAAGGAUAGUGCAACCGAACCUCAAGCUAAUAUGAGUGGUAAGUCCAAUACUAUAUGGGCUUUGGAUUCUGCUUGCACAGAUCACAUAACCAACAAUUCAGCCAUUUUGGAGUCCAAACGGAGGAUUAAUGUGCCAACGUUCGUGAGAAUUCCAAAUGGUCAACAAAUUCCCAUAAAUGGGCUUGGAGCUGCUCACCUAAACGGUGACAUUAAAUUGCAUAAUGUUUUGUGCGUCCCAAACUUCAAAUGCAAUUUGAUCUCCAUAAGUAGCUUGACGAAAGAUCAAAAUUGCGCCGUAACAUUUUUUUCUGAUUUUUGUGUGAUACAGGAGUUACCAACGAAGAGGCUGAUUGGAGUGGGUAAACUCUGUGAUGGUCUCUAUAUAUGGGAAGACGUGUCAAACCAAAAGAUGGCAAUGGCGGCUCAACGGGAAGAAUCACCAGAAAUAUGGCAUCGACGGUUGGGACAUGCCUCGUCAGGAAAGCUAAAUAAUCUGCCGGUAUCUGAAAAUCGAAUAUGUUUUAAUAAGCUUGGUCCUUGUGAUGCUUUUAUUCGGGCCAAGCAAACUCGUUCUCCGUUUUCCCUUAGUGAAAGUAAAACUACUGGGUGUUUCGAUUUGAUCCACUGUGACAUUUGGGGUGGAUACAAAACAGCAUCUCUCUCGGGAGCUCAUUAUUUUCUUACUAUUGUGGAUGAUUACAGCAGAGGUGUAUGGGUUUAUUUGAUGAAGCACAAGUCAGAAGUUGGGAAUUUACUACCUAAUUUUUGCAACAUGGUCAAAACUCAAUUUGGAAGAGCAGUAAAACGAGUUCGAGCCGACAAUGGUCAAGAAUUUCGGUCUCACCAAAUGCAGAAUUACUAUGAAGCCUCGGGAAUUAUUUUGGAGACGUCAUGCACCGACACGCCCCAACAGAACGGGGUGGUUGAACGAAAGCACAGACACAUCCUUGAAAUGGCGCGAGCACUCCGAUUCCAAUCCGGUCUCCCAGUACGAUUUUGGGGGGAGUGUGUUCUUACCGCCACUUAUCUGAUAAAUCGUCUUCCGACAAAGGCCACAGAAAACAAGACGCCAUAUGAGGUACUACUUCAAAAGCAACCAACUUACAAUCAUUUGAGGGUUUUCGGGUGUUUGGUUUACUUCCAUGAUAAUAAGAAGUCACUUGAUAAAUUUGGUGAACGAGGACGGGCAUGAAUUUUUGUGGGUUAUCCCCAAGGUCAAAAGGGAUAUCGAAUUUAUGACACAGUGGAAAGAAAAAUUAUCACCUCAAGAGAUGUUAAGUUCGUGGAGUCUUCAUUUCCAUUUCAUCAAGGUGAGCAAGUUGGCGUUUCAAGUUCCCACAGCCCAACUGCUCAAACUUUUGUUGAUGAUAAUGUGGUGGAGUCCAUUCAUUCUCAAGGAUUAUCACGUGAACCCAUUAAUUCUCAUGAGCCCACAAUUGAAUUAUUGGGACAUGAUAAUGGAGAAGCACCACUUCUGAAUGAUGGGAUUGAUCCCAUUCCAGCAACUAAUGCUACUUCACCUCACCAACCUCGUCGCAGUACUCGUAUUCGGCAGCAAUCAAUCACACUUCAAGGU
Messenger RNA from Linum trigynum, 3408 nucleotides. The record is from the annotation of a GenBank genome assembly. NCBI's taxonomy places the organism in Eukaryota, Viridiplantae, Streptophyta, Magnoliopsida, Malpighiales, Linaceae.